This is a messenger RNA of Aspergillus campestris IBT 28561, 1993 nucleotides long. RefSeq lists its product as uncharacterized. The transcript has a single exon. Bases 1 to 1968 code for a protein of 655 amino acids. The record is from RefSeq and is a predicted model, not a curated record. Lineage: Eukaryota; Fungi; Ascomycota; Eurotiomycetes; Eurotiales; Aspergillaceae.
AUGGACGACGCCGCGCGUCCAAACAAAGAAACAUCCCACCAAACCCUCCAAAACAGCCUCGAUAUAUGGACCUCCUAUCUCAGCGCAGAGCCCAAAUCCCACCGACUCCCCCGGCAAGCCAUAAACCUAGAGGCACUUGCCCAUCAAACCCCGCCUUUCCUCGGCGGUGACCAUGACCGUCCACCAGACACGAAAGUCUCAUUCGCCUGCGAGGAGAAACACGCAGGCAAUCUAGUCGUCAACAGCCGAUCAACAUGGAGAACUUCCCCUUCCACUUCCACAUUUACUUCCACUUCCACGUUUACUUCCACUUCCACUGACAGCUGUGCCCUCCCGCCGAGGGUCCUAUCCAAGCAGCUUAUUCUAGGCGUUAAAAGUCGGGUAAGCGUUGAACUGAGAGAAGACGCCCCGUUUGCGGACUGGCCGGGGGUGGAAGGGCUCGAAGGUUAUGACGGGGGGAAUUAUUUGGUUGUGCUUUAUCUCGCGUGGGCUUAUGUAUUGUCUGCGAGGUGGGUUGGGGUGCUUGGGUGCUCUACGGAUCAUGAAUGUCGAGUGAGAUAUGCGGUGCAGGAGGGGACGCCGAGUGAGCAACAGCCCGUGUCUAUGGUUGAAGUUGACAUUGGCGACAAUGCAGACGAGGAGGAGAUUAGCUGGUGGCGUGCUGUUUUGUGUUCUACUGGCGGUUGGAACGCGACGACGACGUAUAACGGACAUGACUAUUUAUCGCCGUGGUCCGUGUCGGCUAAGGAUACAGGGUUGACCUUGACGCAGACACAGACGACAAAUGAGUUCAAGUCACAGUCAAACUCACACCCACCAGGCUCAGCAACAGCUCUCAAAUACCUCUCACGGUUCUGUGUGUCUCAUCGUCUGUACGCGCAGUGCUCCGUCGCUCUAGCCGGGGCACUCUACAUCCCGUUUCUGGGGGGACGAACUGUUUACCUCCCGUUUCCAAAGCCAGCGCCUCUGCCAGAAAUCAAGGACGAUGAUGGUGACACUAUCCCAGACCUUCUCAACCGGCAUGGCGAGCUGCUCCCCCAGUACAUGACACUGAGUUCUAACCCGUGGGGAUUACGCUCCAUCCUGCACAGCACGUUCUUCAAUGCUGAUAUCGAGUGUAAUCUUGUCAGCGCGUGGCUGAACCCGGCUUUUGCCGUUAUUGAUUCAAUGUCUUCGAGGGAAGAUUCAAACCCGUCCAAGGAAGUUGCAUUGGCCAUCUUAUUGACAAACCGCCAUCCCCGCCUCAGCAUCCUCUGGCUCAGCGCUAUACUUACGGACUUGGCAAAAUCUAUCCUGCGAGACGUGAAGGCUGGAAUGACAGCGUUGGAUCUUCCGGCUUCUGCUUGGGUUGGAGAAGCGCAGACGUUUUUGACUGCAAAGGUUGGGACUAGCAAUGGAGACUCGAUAUCGAUUCCCCGCGACGACGAGUGUCGGCUACUCUUCUUGACAGCCAGUGAAGGUCAUGACCGGCCUCCGGUUUGGACCUGGAAGCCGUUUGGCACUACGGAACUUUGCGAUACGGAGCUUUCGGUUCAAAAACAUGCCCAAUGUGUUGGUCAUGGCUUACAAUAUGAAUCUUGGGAAUGGUUGACCACCAAUUAUGAUAAUGAUAAUGAUAGAUUAAUCCACCGCCGGGUAGAAAAGAAUCCUAGCAGAGCCCAGAACCGAGCAGCAUGGCCAAUACCCCAAAACAAACCCCCACCAGCAGCCAUGCUCGACGACUAUCAACAAUACGACUUAUCCUCACAAUCCCUGUCCGAAUCAGCCACACGAGGGAUAUUCAGCUGGCUGCGCUCAACAGGUUACCCACUCAGCGAAAGACCCAUAUACCAGCACUCGUGGAUAGACCUAGAAGACACCGACGAAGAAGAGCCUGAGCCUGAUGACGCUGAUUCAAACGUGGGCAUCCAGCGGAGUACAAUGAAGGUGCAUAUGCAUGUUGAGGGCUGGCUUGAGGGUGUUGAAUAGCAUACAUUAGCACUUUCCAUUGAGA